ACGCAGAACCCUUGUGCUCGCCUAAAACCUCUCAUAGUAAUGUUGUUGGUGAAAGGGAUGACAUAGCUUUUGGUCGGUCGGUAUCACAAGAACACGAGCGAGACCAAAGAUCGUACGCAACUGCACUUAAAGAUCACAAAGAGGGUCAACAGUCACUCCCUAAUAGCUUGCAUAGUGAUCACAUGGUAUCACCUGGUCCCCGUUCCCGUUCAUCUAGUACUGCUUCAAACAACAACAUAUCUCGUUCAGCAUCCAGCACUGACUACUAUCCACUCAGCCCUGCACGAGAAUCCCCUAAAAGUCCAACCCACCGUCCUUAUGUUGGCGUUGAUGAUAUUGACCCGCAACAGAAGUCUAAUCUAAGUAAAAGUCUCAACAGCAGUAUGUCUAACCCUACGUUUUCCUAUUUCUAUGAUAAUCUGCCUGACAGCUCUGAGUACAUCGAAGCCAUGAAGGAGAAACCCCCUAGAGCGGGCUGGAGACCGCUUGCGGGUAAACAUGAAAAGAGCGGACGGCGUAUGGAUUUUAAACCACAGUAUAUAGAUAAAGAAGGUCGAAUGCGUCACGGUGUUCGUGUACGUGGAGCGCUAAAGUCUAUGGAAUGUUGGCUGCAUACUACUAAUAAGCCACCCAUUGAUUGUCUGUUUGCUCACUCGCGUAUUGGAGAUACCUUAGAAUUUAUAUGUAUAAGAUGCACCUCCGAGAAAGCAAGAAAUUAUGAAUGUCGGGAUAAGAAAGGUCAUGCCUUGUUCAUUUGCAAUCUGGGACCAUACCGGGAUAUAAAUGGAGAGAAAUGGCGAGGAAAAGUGGAACCUUCAUAAUAACAAUUAAAAAAUAAUGAAUAACUAUAUAUUGUCACUAUUCUUAAUUUGUGAGACAAAUUUUUCAACUUGGUGUUUUGUUAAAUAGAAUACGGUUUUAACCUAACUACAGUAUAUAAGCGAUGUUCUUCUUGACCUUAUACAUAUAUGUAACUAUGCAGAUUUCUUGAUAAAUUCUCAUAUAUAUAUAUAAUAAUUUAGAUAUUUGAAAUGUAAUACAGGAAGAAAGAACUAAGAGACGGACAUAGGGACGAAAGAAUAAGGUAUAAAACUGGGAAUAAUUUUAAUGUGUUACGAUACGGUAUUGAAUUCCUGUAUUUUGUAUCCUCCCUUGGCAACUAACCAAAAAGAAACAGCAAUUAUGCCUAUGCUUACUUUUUGCAUAUAAUUAUGCAGGAGAAACAAUAAAAAGAGAUGCACUGUUAUACAAAUGAGGUUUACGCCUAAUUAGAAUUAUAAGCUCGUUUUAUAAUAUUAAAACAGGCCUGGGUUAGCUCUAACCCGGGUUGGUUUUUUAAUUGUAAAUGAGCCUUAGCUAGCUUAUUGGUACUGCUUAUAUAAUAUUAACUUUUGUGAUAGUAAUCAUUGUUAUAGGAAUCAUUUCAACAAUACAGUUGCAAAGAACGUUGGGAAGUCAAGCCCCCAUCAGCCUUGCAAACGUCAGUGCUUACAAAUCAGAAUGAAAUUCUUGACAAGGGGGACUCGCCCCCCUGGGUUCCUAAAAAGGGGAGCUGAGACCCCCUCUCGUGGAUUAACAUAAUAAACGAAAUUUUUAUUUUAUACAGUAUAUAUAUUUUAUAUAUAUUCAUAAUCUAAAACAAUUUUUCGCUUCCCUUGGCCAUUAGAUUCACCCUUUAUGGCAAUUGCUAGAUAGUAUACUUCAAAAUAAGGUUUCCGUUUUUAUAUCAAUUUUUUAAAUAAGUUAGGGUUAAUAUUAGGGUUUAGUUUUGCGUUAGGAUAGUUUUUUCUACGUUAUAAAAACGGAAACCUUGCAGUAUUUUGAAGCCUGAUUUUGAAGUAUACUUUACAAUCACCCCCUAGAUUCGCCAUCUAGCAAUGACGUCACAUCGGGGGAGAAAUCUGGUAACAAAAUAAAAUGCAAAUUAAUGUUUCUAAUUUCUGAAUAGCGUUCGAUUGCUUCUACGGAAGUCCAAAGAAAGUAGGUGUAUUUUGUGGCAAUAUGCCGUUAUUUAAGAAGGGAACAAGUGGGAAUUUAAGUAAAAAGAGUUAUGAUAAGACAGAUAAGGAAGUCGAGCCAGCAAAUACCGAAAACGGCGCGAAUCCCGCCGUGGCAGCACCGCCACGACCACCGAAGAACACUGCAAACAAGUCUAAUCCGUCAGCGUCAGAGCAACAAACAGCAGCAAAAGCGCCUGAAAUUUCAAAAGAUAACAAAAAAGAUGGCCAUCAACAGCAAGCUAAAAUUCCACCAAAACUUCCCGAUAAAGCAGAGGGAGCUACAAAUGGCAAAACGCCGCCAAAGUUUAUAUUUUAUUGUCAACUUGCUCACGGCAGCCCGACCUGUGAAAUUCAAGGAUUUACAAACGUCAAAGAAUUAUAUGCCAAAAUAUCCGAAAGCUUUAAGAUCGAUAUAAAUAAGGUACAUAACUUUAUAUUUUGACUUUGUGUAUCACAAGAUAAUGUUGGGUAUAUUUUUGCGUAUGUGUAUUAUCAUGGUUUUUUAAUGUUAUUGUUCACUUCGCUUUUGGUUUUAAUAUCAGGGCUUUAUAUCGAUUUAUCGUUUAAAACCCUAUAUAUUCUCAUAAAUAUUAACUCUGAUAUCUUUGAAUUUUAUUUGCCAGCGAAGUGGCAGCCAUUAAAUUUCGUACUGGGAAAGGUUUAUCCUAAACGGUUUUCUCACUCGCUCCCUCUGUUUAUUUGCAGCAGGUGGAAUUGGAAUUUUGUACAAAGGUUUUUUAUUUUUGCCGAUGAUUGCAACAUCUAUGCAUGUCAAAAUACUACAACAAAACCCACUUUUUAAUUAAUUACAUUGAGCUGAGACAUGUAUAGGCCUGAUAUUUGCAUCAGUGGUAUCAGUCUUCUGAAAUGAAAUGAUAGUACCGGUAUAUAGUUUAUAUUUUAUAGAUCAUCUUGCAUGACUAGAAUUCCUGCUGCUUUGCUAUUUUUAUAUGGUAGUCCAUGACAACAGGGUGCCCACAUCUUCCUGGUUUUUUUGUGUUUUAAGUGUACAUUGUCACCACUAGAUGAUUAGUAUCUAUAGGAUGCACUUUAGGCAAUUGCAAUUAUCUAGAAGCAUCAUAUUUUAUCUAUUUGAGCUGAAUUUUAGGGGCUAUGGCCAUAUUUUAGAUAGGUUUGUGUGACAUUUUUACCAUGGCAAAAUGAAUGGCACACUUCAUGCCCACUUGAUGUUUUCAAGUCUUGGUGGGUGGGUUUGGAUAAAAGACGUCAAUUUGAAGUUUUGCAUCACAACUUUAAUAAGGACGUGGCCAAUUACAUGUACAAUAUUGGAUGGAUGAUCAGUCAGGACAAAUUUGGACAAACAAGCCCGAGAUUAUUUUUCUUACAAUUCAUCUGUGCACUACAAUUUGUCUGCAUGAGGGCUAUUCCAUAUGAGAAGUAGGAAAAUCACAUAUUUUGAAACCAAUAAAUAUGGAACAACUUAUGUCAUGCAUGAAAGAUUCCAAGUUGAAAUGAACAAAACAUGCCUUCAGGGUCUUAGCUAGAAGGCUGUGUUGGCCAUGUUAUCGCGGCCAAAAAUGUAAAAACAUGGCUAGAUGAAAUUAACGCGGCUUCAUUAUUUAUUUUUGGCGGUGUGCAUUUAGGUUCAUAAAAUAAGGUGUUGCUACUUACAACAUACAGAAUUUCUUUGUAAAGUCUACUGUAGUUGUUGAGAUUGGUAAAAGUGAUGUUUUGAUGGAUGAUGUGCACCAUAUGGUUGUUAAAAUGGCUUUAAAUGUGCCAAGAGUUGUUAAAAUGAUUUAUGAUGUCAGUGCAAAAUUUGAGCAUAUGCUUGCCUUGUAUUUGGUUGAAAAGCAUAGAACAACCACAUGUAUAAUCUAUUGUUGAUAAGCAUAGCUGGAAUUGUGUUUUUGGCUAUUCAAGGCAAUUGACAUGGACACACCCUGUAAAUUUAGAAGCACGCCCAAGAUAUAAAAUGCUAGCUACAGUAAGACCCUGCAUGCCUUUAUUUGUUACAUUUGGCACCCUCUCUUUUGGGGUUCUACCCGGAAAAUAUUGGGCAUGAUUUGUUCCCAAGAGGCAUGACCAUCAACAGUAUAGAUGACACUAUAACCUUGCUAGUUCAUUUAGUUGUGUUAACACUAAGAAAGAUGAUCUGUCAGACAGAUGAUGUGUUUCUUACAUAUUUGUUAUAAAUCAGCCCAACCGCGCCUCAACAAUGCCGCGCCUCAACAAUGCCCGCGCCUCAACAAUGCCCGCGCCUCAACCCCAACAGCUUAAAACCGCCAGCUACACAGGCUAUAAUAUUGUGGGUAGCAAGUAGGUCAAUUAUUUUAGCUUGUUGAAAUUUCAGUCUUAAGUUUGUAAUUCACCUUGCCACUUGCAAGACCCUUGCAAAAAUACUUAGCUUUCACUAUUUAGCCUUGUUUUUUGGGAUUAAGAUCUUGGCUUUAGAGUGCUUUAUUUUGUUAUUGAUAUCCUAAUAAUAUAAAGGUCUUUUAUAUUAAUUCUUACACAUGUGUAAUAAAUACAGUCUUAAAUAUUUAAUUGGUUCAUUAUUCAGCUUUGUGUUGCAGUUUCACAACGGAUAGGGGUGCACCCGGGACAGUGAUUUUUAUUAUCUGGCCAGAUACUCCCCUGCGCGCAGACUAUAUAAUGACGAUAUCUGAAAAAAUCCGGCCGGAUACCAGAUAUUUUAAUAGUAUCCGGACGGAUAGUAGCAAAAUCAUAGUGAUAAUAUCCUGUAUCUGGCUGGAUAUUUACAGAUUUACUAUCUGGCUGGAUACAGCAUAAUUUGUUUUUCCUGAAACUGUGUGCUAAAUUUCUGUGUAAGUGUACUAAAUUGAAACAAAAGAAUAAUAGAAAAUUGACAUCAAUACAUGCAACAAAACAACAAUCUGAUUUUUUCUGGGUUGGUGUAAUGUACUCAGGUGAAUAUGAUGUUUGUGAUGUUACUCUGAGUGUGUAUAUCCACACCGGGCAAGCUUGAAAAAUAUGCCUGGCCAUGGUGGGAAUCGAACCUACGACCUUUGGAAUACUAGCCCAAUGCUCUGCCAACUGAGCUACGCGGUCAGGUUGGUUCGAGUAUGUGAUAUUUUGGAACAGAAUCUAGUUCCUUCUAUAUCAAUGUAAUCUACUAAAUCUAGUAAUCUGAUUUAUUUAUACAGUUUAAAUAUUAGCCAGAUUAAAAAAGGGUGAAUUUUGAGUAGUUAAUAAUACAUGACUCAAGUGCAAUUUUCAACCAUGUAUUAUUAAACUAUUAAGAAUCAAUUCACUGUUUUUUUUAAUGUUUUUUUCAGCAAGUUUUCAGUAAUCUUUUUUUUAUCAGAACUGCUUUACUCUAUACUUUUAUGUUGGCAUUGUGUACUUGUAUGCAAUGAUAUGUUCAUACAUUAUUUUGGCUAAUUAAUUUAAGUAGAACGGUCAGAACUGGAAGGGCUUGAAGUUUGGUUUUUGGUAAUUGCCAUGGCCAAUGAUGUGGUACUUAUUUAACCCAUUGACGAGUGAUUGUCUGGCGUUAGUCAAAGUAAAAUAAUAAAGUAGGGCGCAUCUGGGUGCAUUGCCACUUUAAGGGUUAAUGUUCCUAUCAGGGAUGCUUUUUAAAAGCCUUGAAGUAUAUAGAGUUGAUUAUGUUUUAAUGGACCUAUACAUGUGGACAGUCGUUAACAGCCCAAACCCACAGCCAAAAUUAUACAUAAAAUUUUAAAAAAUGUAUUAAUUAAAUAUUUUAUACUUAUAGUGUACAGGACUUUCCUAAAAAGAAUUUCCAUCAGCACUUCAGACAUUUCUUCCUGGGCUGUACUCGUUUCCCUCACCUUUUGGCUCAGCCAUAUAACACUACCUUUGAUUAAUCUUAAUUGUCUGGUGAAAAUAGUGAUUUCAUCAUGUUGCAGAAAUUUACACUGCAAUUACAACUUCUGUAGUUAAAGUGUAUAAACUGUUACAGACCUUCCAAGUUUUCCGCAAUUACCGUGAAAUUCCCGCAUUUUUGUUUGUUUUCACACAUCACGCAUGAAGUGACUUUCUCCCCGCAUUCAAAUAGAUUCAAGAUCAACCUCGCAAGCCAGCUGAGUCUUUACCUCCGCACGGCACUUUGCUGUAGCGCCGUGUGGCAGUAAAGACCCUAGGCCUGGCUUGCGAGGUUGAUUCAAGAUCUGUAUUCUGAUUUCUGAUUGAUGACUAUACAUUAUCUCACAUUCUAAUUGUGUGAUAUAAAAAAAUAAUUGUCAUAUUAAUUGGUUAUUUUUGCAUGAUACUGGUAAUGUCUUUGGUGACAAUUGUAGUACUUUUAACCAAAACGUUUUUUCUCUUUGCCAAAGUGAUAAAGCAUGAUUAGCCAGACACUUUUCAGGGUGCACCAGUUAGCUUCCUCAUAUUUAGUGUACAAUAGGUUUAAGGAUAGGUUUGUGAUCGAGGUCAAAGAGAAACAUAUUUCUGGACAAAACAUGGGGAUAUAACCUUCAUCAGCUUCAUGCGCGCCUGCGAUAUUAAAACCGGCCGUUGUACGAAAAAAUCACUAUCCGACCUUCGUAUAACCCCUCUGGUACAACUGGCCCCGGUUUAAUAGCACUACUGUAUAUCAGCAACAUAACGUAAUUGAGCGAAUCAAUUUUUAAAACUGGUGGUGAAAAGCUCUUAGCUGGUAGACUCUGCACAUUGCUGGGGGGAGGCAAGUCCCCCAACCUCUAUUGUGACCUCUCCAGUGAACUAUAUUGCCCCCCCCCCCCCCCUAGUGAAGGUCCCUUAUGUCUGAAAUAUAAGCCAAAAAGAGAAGAAUAAUUACUUAGUUGGGAGCCGUGUUUUAGUAGUCCCACGACGAUACUGUUGUCUAUAGGGAUAUGCAUUAAUGGCUUCCUAUAAAUAUAAUUUAUAUUCUAUAGACUAUAAUUUGCCGUUGCUCGAAGAAUCGAGAUAGAGUCUAUGGCGUAGACUAUAAUCCUUACUAAUAUGUCCUUGUUUUUGCUGACGAUUUCACUCAUCAAGUGUUGGUCUUUAAUUAACGGUCAUUUCUAUUCAUAUGUAGAUUUUGUUUUGCACAUUAAACUCGUACAAAGUGGAUAUGGAGAAGUUACUUGGAGGUCAAAUAGCACUAGAUGACUUCAUAUUUGCUCAUAUUAAAGGCGAACCAACAGAAGUUAAAGUUUUAAAAAGUGAGCCAGCUUUAGGUUUGACAAUCACAGACAAUGGAGCAGGACUAGCAUUUAUAAAAAGAAUAAAAGAAAAUAGCAUCACAGAAAAAGAUAAACGAAUAGAAGUUGGGGAUCAUAUAGAGUCAAUUAAUGGUGAAAAGGUUGUUGCAUCACGACAUUAUGAUGUGGCAAGGAAGUUGCGAGAUAUUCCAGUUGACAGUGACAUUGUGUUUGGUUUGGUUAAGCCACUCAAGGCCUUUGGUACGUAUAUGUAACACUGCGUGAGCAUGUACUACUCUAAUGUGCCAAGCACACCAACAUGCUCAUAACCUAUGAACCAUAAACGAGGUUAAUUUAGUACAAGUUUUCGUGACGUUGACUAUCUUGCAAUCAAUAUCUACUUAUGUACACUGUAAAAUUACACACACAAACGAAGCCAUGUGUUUUCUAAUUACCGGUACUAUCAAUGACAGCACACGCCACACUGAUUUGUCCUCAGAGGUUAGGAAAAUCCUAGACCAAGGCUAGAAAUUGUGAGUGGGAGUCAAGGCAAAUUCUUUCAAACUUGUCGUAAUUAGCUACUGUCAAACUGCAUCAAUUUUCGAGCAUCCCUCUCUCACCCCUAUGGCUAUGACAAAUAAAAUCGGAAUUAGAAUUUAAUUAGAAUUAAUAAUUAAUUAGAUUUAUCCCAUAGGAAGUUUUUAAACGCAAGGUAAUUAGUGCGGCAUAAGUCUGCUAAUUAGUGCAGCAAGAAGCGUUAAGGCACAAUUCUAGUCCUCGCACGAAGCUCCUCGCAGCCGGUGCGAGUGCUUGCAUCUAAUUAAAUAUGCAUGCACUCGAGCUGCGAGGAGCUUCGUGCGAGGACUGGAAUUGCGCCCUUAGUCGUGGUGUUCAAGUUAUGUCAUCGCCGCCGCAAUUUUCCGUAGACAGUCUGACUCCUCAUUGAUAGUCGGACGCAUCAUUGAUCCGCGUCCAGGCCUCCCCCGCGCGUUAUCGAUCGAUCCCUACAUACCCUGUGUAAUCUACAUUACAAACUUGUUUUUCUGAUUCCGAAAAUACUCAAGAACUGUUAUUGCGAGUUAAAACUAUAUAUCAUCCCAAUUAUUGAAGAGAAUCAGUAUAAGAUAACUAGCGUGCAAGGAAAUACUGGAAGAUUCAAAGCGAUCAUCAAGACCACUUUCCACAAAUCAAAAACAAUGAAUCUUACCGCAUUUACAAAGAGUUACAAAAGCAAAGAAAAGAGUUACAAAAAAAAGAGUUAAAAAGCAAUGAAAAGCAAAAGGGAAUGGCGAAUAUAACUUAAUAAAAUAUGUCAGAUGUCAUCACCACACAAGAUAUGAGGCCACAAUAUGUCCUCAGAUUUUGGCAUCGUACUAAAGCAAUACAAUAUUUUGAAAUCACUAAUUGCGCGCGCAAGACACACUGGGAAGCGCAUCUAAUAAGAAGAAUAUCCGCUGAACGAUGUGUCCGACUAUCAAUGAGGAGUCCGACUUUCUACGGGAAAAAAAAUUAUUUGCAUCGCCGCCAUGUUGGGUGAAUUUCACAAGGGACUUUGUUUAUUGAUAAUUCAACUUUCGUCACAUGAUGAUUCCUUUGCAUGUCCUUCGAUUAGUGGCGAUUGCUUGCACACCACCUACUGUAUAAUGGUGACACUCAUAUAUUUAAUUGACUGCUACAUUGUGAUGGUGAUUGGAUUGAACUGCUGUCUUAGUUGAUGCCAACACAUGACCUGUCUUUUUCCUAAAUUUUUUAGAAGGAAUAAACUUUGGUAAAUCAAGUCAGAAGAAUCCUCCUGAAAUAGACAACAGUAAACUUGGAACUGGACGAGCCACAUUACGACUAAGGUCUACAGGACCUGCCACAGUGGAAGAAGAGGUACAGUACAAUUAGCAUUUCCUAGAUAUAACUUAACAUCCUUUAAAAGCAGGAUGUUAAACUUCAAACAUGUACAGCUUUCUUCCCUGCAACCAAAUACAAGUAAAUGAACGUAAAUCCCGUAGUAAUACUACAAAUAGUAGAGUUCCCAACAGAAGCCGUCACCCGGCGAAUUUCACCGCCUGUAACAUAAACAAUCGCCUGUAGCAUAGACAAUCGCCGCAUAGACAAUCGCUGCGAAAACAGGCUAAAAUAUUUCGCAGAGUAAAAUAUUUCCUCUUCAAGACUUCAGCACAGAAAUAUCAGGAGAAAGACAAAUUUUACACGAUAUUUGUCAUUUAAUUAAUAACUAUGUGGAUAAUUUGAUGAAAUCUCAAAAGAACUUUCUAAAAUGCAUGGAAGUGCCAUUUCAGAUGGUCUGAAAUUUUUAAAACCUUACAGAGAGACGCCAUUGGAUUGCUCAAGUGAGUGAUACCUUCGGACCCACAUAGCCGCUACUUCUUUCAAAAUACCUCCUACUCUAAAUUUUAUUGGAAACCUUCAGGGUUCUCAUUAGGAUAUAUAAAGUAGCAGGAGAACAGAAAAAGUAGACGGCAAGGUGAAGGUAUUAGGGAGUGUUGUAUUGUACAGUAUGCGAGCGCGGAAGCACAGAAAAGUAGACGGCGAACAUGUAGGAAGUAGACGGCGAACUUCGCCGGUGACCCGCUUCUAUAAUGAGAACCCUGAAACCUUGUAUAGGCUAUAAAAAUCCCCCCAAGUUUUCAAAGAUGCUCAGACCCCGGGCAACCAGAAAUCGACAAUUAGUACUAAAUUAGCAAUAAAAUUUGGGAAUAUACAGGGUGUAUCAAAAAAAGCGCAAUCCUCGACUGAAAUGUAAAUUGCUAAACAAAUAAUAGACGAAACGUUAAAGUUUACAUUCAUUUUAAAGCGUAGCCAUUCAGCUUUCUAACAGUGGGUUGUUUCUUAAAUUUGACUCAUUGGUUCGCGGGUAAUAAUACUUUACGUUAUUGCGAUUGGAGAUUAAAAAAAUUGAGAUGGAAUAACUAAACGUUCUCAUGAAAAUAACUGAUUUUUUCAUUAAAACAAAAAAAUGUUGCAUUUAUUAAAUGGAUUGUAACAAUAAGUAUAAUUACGGCUUUUCUUCCACUAUUUUUAACUCAGUUUGAAACUUCAAAUGCGAUAUAAUUUUGGCUUCGACCAUCUAAGCUGACUGACAUCAACUUGCUAUAAUUUCUGUUUACAUUACAUCGCAAUUCGAUGACAUUCUGGCUCAGACACCACAAUGUUUUGACGAUUUUUAGCAUUCGUUUAGGAUUUUCAAACAACCUGGUCUCUUUUAAAAUACUUUUAAUUUGUUCUUACGUGGUUUUCCAGAUGUAGUGACGACAACAUUAAAGUUUAAAGAAGAAAAUUCUAACAUUUAAACCGACUAAACAAUAACAUAGUAAACUUGCAUAAUUAAACAGCAACUAAAAUGAUAGGUUUUACUAAAUCUUUUCCUGUGCAAUUAUUACUAGCAUUGGAGACAAGGAUAAUAGUUUGUUUGAAAGAGAAAAGAACAGGCUUUGAAGUAAGCCUAAAAGCGUUUAACUAGAAAUAGUAUUUCGAAAGCUAUUAAGCACAAAAGAUGAAUUGCGUUUAUUUUGAUACACCCUGUAGUUAAUAAAUAUGCAUAUUUUAAAGCGGUUGACAAUUAAAACUGUAAACUGUGUCAACACAACUAUUAAGGUGUGGUCGUGGAAACCCUUAGUGGACCACUUUUAUAAUGGCGUCACAUAACUACAACUACCAGAAUUAAAGUACUUAUGGGGUAAUAACCCAAAAAACAAAUAUAAUCAAGUAAGAAUAUGGAAACGAGUUUCAACGUACCUCACACCUCACAACAAACGGCAAAUACGUGGCUUGUCACGUGACCAGCAGAAUUGUUUAUUUAUACUCAAAAUUUCAUUUAAAAGCAAAUAUUUACAGCAAAUAUUUUGUAAUUGUAAUCAAUUCCUUUAUAUUUUUUAACAUUAAUUUUGCAGCUGUGUUAUUUGCUCUUAAAUACAUUUCACAUAAAUUGUAAAGAUAUUGUGCCUAACUCGGUGCCUGAGGUUGACACCUUCAAGAGAAGGGCGCCUUAAUACCAUUUAUUGUACAUACUUUUUACAGUUACCAAUUUGGGAAAUCAAUGCUGCCAAGAAAGUGGAUGACCUACUAGAAAGUUUUAUUGGUAUAAGGGAUGCAGAACUCGGUAUGUUCUAAUAUUAAAAGCAAGUGUGAAAACGCGCACACAUUUUAGUGCUCUUUAAUCUGUCUCCCAGGAAACAAAAAUGUUCCUUAAAAAUUCAGUAUUUUUCAAUCUUAGUCUUAUAUAAGUUUCAAAUUAAUACUAUACUGGGCACUCGGAGACUGCAUACCUCCUUCAACGUAUUAAGUUAGACAUGCAUAAAUUAUACAAUGGGCUAAUUAAGCAUUCAGUUUACUCUGCCCGCUAAAGCAAGACAAACGUUUGCUAAUUUCUCAUUCAAUUUUCAAUCCAAUUUAAGCAGAAUUUACUAAUCAAUUUUUCCUUGGGCAAUAUCCAUUAGUCCAACAAAGUAGUCGUAUUAAUACGUUUGAUAGUUCUUGAGAUAUCAUUCUGCAAGACAGACAAACAGACAGACAGACACACAUACAAUCACGGAUGAGAACAUAAUCUCCUGGCGGAGGUAAUAAAAAGAAUGUUUAAUUUUAAAAUUCAUUAUGUUUAACAUUGAUCGCUCGAACAGGAUACAGUAUUUAGUUCCCCAAUUGUGACUUUUUGCUGAAACAAUGUUUCCUGAAACAAUGUUUCCUCGUUGUCCACCUUUCGGAAACGUGGGUAGGAAAGAAUGAUGUUGCGACACUUCACGAUUCCUGAUUUUCUGAGAGCUUAAGUUUGGAUUUUUUGUCAUUGUUAGCCGACACCCUGGUGGAACUAUCAAAGAACAAAACGAAUCCAAGUGAAUUCACAGCAGCUGUGGAAACAAACUUUGGUGAAUUUGAGUUUCCUGACGAUUUUGUUUUUGAUAUUUGGGGAAUGAUUGAUGAUGCCAAGAACGGACGAUUGUAG
Messenger RNA from Paramuricea clavata, 12038 nucleotides. The record is from the annotation of a GenBank genome assembly. NCBI's taxonomy places the organism in Eukaryota, Metazoa, Cnidaria, Anthozoa, Malacalcyonacea, Plexauridae.